This is a messenger RNA of Musa acuminata AAA Group (dessert banana), 2674 nucleotides long. Its product is annotated as E3 ubiquitin-protein ligase WAV3-like. The record is from RefSeq and is a predicted model, not a curated record. The transcript is spliced from 5 exons. The coding region runs from base 895 to 2406 and encodes 503 amino acids. Lineage: Eukaryota; Viridiplantae; Streptophyta; Magnoliopsida; Zingiberales; Musaceae.
GCCUCAUGCUUGGAUCUCAGAUGCUACUCAACAUGAUUUUGCAGAUGUAAAGUGCCUUUUGAUCUUUCCAUCAUGGACUAUGCUGGCAUAUUGGAGUUCAUUUAUCUAUCAAGUUCAUGACAAACUUAGUUUGUUCUCUAAAAGAGAGAAUGAUAAGGAGUCUGGUUAAUUGUGUUCAUCGGCGUGAGGACGAGACACAAAGAUAUGCUUGGCUAUUUUUCCGGGGCAGAAGAUAGCCGUGAGGUCUUCCCGAGGAAACGGCGAAUCAAGGAAGCGAUUUGAAGUGUGCGGAAACUAAUUCGCAGGCGAAGGUGACUACAAAAGCCUUUUCUUGUAUCUCCUUCAACAUCUAGUGGUUUGUGUACUCAAGGCCAAUCACUUCAAGAAUUGGAGUUCUUCACUUAUGUUGCAUACGGAAGAAGACACAAAUGGAUGACGGCAUUUCUGAAGGCAGCUUGCUAACUAUGCACGCUAUCGUGUUGCUUCAGGAAAGCAAAUUCUUUUCUAGAAUUGUUCUUCCAUUUCCAGUGGUUGAUUUGACUGCUUCUAAUAUGAGUCAUAAGAUUUCUGGACUUAGUCUAACCACUGCCCGUCUAACUUCAGGUUCUUGUCCUUUGUGCAUCUGUUUCUGAACCACCACAGAUAAAGCAGACUUUGCUUGACCAUCUUUGACUGUUAAGCCACCAUUCUUAGGAUGGAUUACUGCAUCUUAUUGAACUAAACUGGCACUCUUCUCGGUGAAAAGCAGCAGAAGACAGAGCAAAAGUGGGGCCCCCAUGUCUGCAUGAAUAAAGUAGAGAGAGAGACCAAACCAAUAAGAAAACAGCAGCCGCAGCAGGAGAGGAGAAUAGGAGCAGAGAAGAACGGAGAGUUUUUAGAGCGCAUUAGAUUACAAUGGGUGGAGCAUGUAGAUGGAGACGAGCAGUGAAGAGGAUUGGAUUCCCUUGCGCUUCCUUCUCCGAAGAGAGACUUACCUUUCGACGGACUAAAACUAUUUCUUGCUCUGCGACCAGCACCGGCAAUGAAGGAAAAGGGGAAGAAUCAGAGGAGCCAAAAGAAGCAACAGCUGCGAAGAGCUUAUGUGCAAUAUGCUUGGAGCCGCUCAGCUUGGACGAUGGCAGCAGCGAAGCAAUCUUCACGGCCCAAUGCAUGCACGCUUUCCACUUCGCGUGUAUCGCGUCUAACGUCCGCCACGGCAGCAUCACAUGCCCCAUCUGCCGCGCGCACUGGUCCCAUCUCCCUCGCGAUUCCACCCUGCUCGCCGCCGGCUGCAGCACCGACCCCGUCCUCCGCAUCCUUGACGACUCCAUCGCCUCCUCGCGCGUCAACCGCCUGUCCUUCCUCCGUUCCACUCGCUACAACGACGACGACCCGGUGGAUCCUGACGCCCUGCACGUCCCUGGUCAUCCCCGGCUCGGCCUCGCAGUCGUUCCCGCUCCGACGCCGGCGGGCGACCACCUCGCUCUCGGGCCUCCUCCAUGCGCGCAUCUGAUGCCGUUGCACCACCGGUUUCAGCUCGCAAGCUCCCCCAGACUGGCGUUCCCGCAGCAGAAUGCUUCGCCAUACGCGCAGAGGAGGGCUUACCUCACUGUGACUCUGUCCCCUCAGCAGCCGACGGACCUUGUCCUCGUUGCCAGCCCGAACGGGCCGCAUCUGAGGCUGCUGAAGCAAUCCAUGGCGCUUGUGGUCUUCUGGCUGCGCCCCGUUGAUCGGCUGGCCAUCGUUACCUACUCCAUCACCGCCACUCGAACCUUCCCACUGAGGCGGAUGACAUCGCAAGGGAAGCGGGCCGCUUUACAGGUCAUCGAUCGCCUGAUCUACCUCGGCGAAGCUGAGCCUACAGAAGGGCUUCGGAAAGGAGUCAAGAUACUGGAAGACCGGAGGCACCACAACCCACUGUCCUGCAUCCUCCACCUCUCGGACCAUCCGAGCCGAAGCUACGUGUGCAUGGACCUGCAGUUCCCCAUCCCGGUUCACAGAUUCCACAUCGGCUUCGGGUUCGGGAUGACAAGCGGCUUUGUGAUGCAUGAGUUCGAAGAGUUCUUGGCUAGAUUGCUCGGAGGUGUGAUCAGGGAGACCCAGCUGAGGAUUGGAGACGGGGGAGGGUUGGUGAGGUUGGGGGAGCUGAGAGGUGGGGAAGAAAGGAGGAUUCCCUUGGAUUUGUUCGGCGAUUGUGGGUUCCUCACUGUCGGCUACAGCUACAUCGAAGGAGGAGCAGAGCAGAGGCUAAGAACCGGAGAAGUAGUGGUGGAGACCGGGGACAAGAGCAGAAGCGAUGGACAAUGCGAGGCUGGAGGCAGUGAUUUCAGCCUCAGAGGAAGAAGCAGGUGCGUCGAAAGCUGGGAUUACCUUGAUCCACUCAUGGCUCGACGAUGGGCGAAGCACUUGCAUGGCCACAAGGCGUGAUGACGAUUCCGCUGAGACUUCCUUGCAGCAGUUUGUGGAAGCUUUGGUAGCAGCAGGCGUACUGAUGAUGAUGUCCAGAUCUAUAUAUAGAUUGGAUGCUUAUCAUUUCAAAUCUGCAUGCUUUUCUUGGUUUCAGUCAUGAAAUCACAAUUCAGCAAAGAGUUCAUACUGUCAACCAUGGUGCUGAACUCCUCCCCAUUUGUAAGAAGAUGCUUAGUUAGAAUCAUUUGUUUCUCAUUAGUUUUACUGGUACCUACUUGUCGAUCCA